Molecule: messenger RNA, 1059 nt
Organism: Rosa rugosa (rugosa rose)
Lineage: Eukaryota; Viridiplantae; Streptophyta; Magnoliopsida; Rosales; Rosaceae
Product: E3 ubiquitin-protein ligase SINA-like 10
Exons: 1
Coding region: 1-1059 (352 amino acids)
Molecular function (GO): zinc ion binding
Source: RefSeq, a predicted model, not a curated record
AUGGUGAGACGAAGUCGACUUUUUGGUGAUUUUGAAGAUGAUGAAGGUGUUGGAGGUUCCAGCCACCCGGUACUGAAGAGAUAUCGUCGAGAUUUCCCUUCCAUGACCUCCUGGGAAGGACAAAGAGAGGAGAGUGAGCAUGAUGGAUCAGAAGAAGAAUAUCAAGAAGAUGAGGAAGAACUAGAAUAUCAAGAAGAUGAGGAAGAACAAGAAUUUAUCGCAGAUAAUGGUUAUGAUGAAGAUGUCUAUAUCGAAGAUGAAGAGGAAGAGCCAAAUUAUGAACCCAUCGGUGAUGAGCCUAUUAAUGUCACCUUAAACGACCCAGGAGUUUUUGACUGCCCAAUUUGUUUUGAACCCUUAACCAUCCCAGUGUUCCAGUGUGAAAAUAAUGGGCACAUAGCUUGCUACUACUGCAGCUCCAAAAUACACAAAUGUCCAUCAUGUUCUAGCCCCUUUGGCUCUAGUCGUUGUCGGGUCAUUGAGAAGGUCCUGGAAUCAAGUACGACUUCAUGUCGAAAUAGCAAGUAUGGCUGCAAACAAACCAUGACUUAUGACAAGAAAAGAGAACAUGAAAAGGCAUGCAUGCAUUUGCCUUGUUCAUGCCCCCAUUCUGGCUGCGACUUUGUCGCUUCGUCUAGGAACUUAUACAAGCACUUUGACACUAAUCAUGUCAGUUCUGCGACCAAAUUCAGGUACUACCGUGAUUUUUCCAUUACAUUGAAAAAGAAUGAAAGGUUUACUGUUCUUCAAGAAAGAAAUGAAGGCACAAUGUUUAUCCUCAAGAAUCGCGUCAUCGAAGGUGUAGGGAAUGCGGUGAGGCUUAAUUGUCUUCAACCUAGCUUCAUGAAGGAGUCUUACUAUAAACUUGGUAUUAAGACCAACGGAAAUGUUCUCAGAUUACAGUCUUACACUAAGAGCAGUCCAUGCCAAGUUUAUGAUGGCCCUCCUUCUGCGAUGGCUACUUUCCUCUUAAUCCCACUCGAUUUUUUCGGAUCAAGUGAUGAGCUGUCCAUCAAUCUCUUUAUAUGGCCUAAGGGAGUAAAACCUCCAAUUGAUUAA